Molecule: messenger RNA, 1275 nt
Organism: Anguilla anguilla (European eel)
Lineage: Eukaryota; Metazoa; Chordata; Actinopteri; Anguilliformes; Anguillidae
Product: transmembrane protein 205
Exons: 4
Coding region: 395-955 (186 amino acids)
Source: RefSeq, a predicted model, not a curated record
CUACUUCCAUGAAUUGGCACCCCGCAUGUCAAGACCGUCAACAAAUCCCUUAUCAGUUGUUGCGCUCAACGUUCCAUCUGCAUCUCGCGACUCGUCAUUUGUCAUUGGAAUGUUGUCAACCAGAAGACGCAGAGAGUGUUUAGUUUCAAAUGAGCGGCAUGUUCAGAGCGAUCAAAUACCGGUUUUCUGCUCUUCUAAUGCAACAUGUACUGUAGGUUUAUUGAAUUUAUGAAGAAAUCGAAUAUAUAGCCCUAUAUUGCACGAAAAGACAAGUGAUUCUUAUUGUUCCAGCCAAGGAGCGAUCUUAGCUACAGCCGCGGUAAGUGCCUGGCUCAUGGUGGCAGCACCAAUGCUGUGUUAGUGUGGGUCUGACGGUACAAUUUAAGCGGUCUAAAUGAAUAACCUGGAGGAGCCAAUACUCAAGCUGCUGCACCUCGCCCUGCUCUCCACCUUCUGGGGCAUGCAGUUUUGGUACAUCUUUUUUACAACCUUUGUGAUGGGCUAUGCUCUGAACAGACACACACAUGGAUAUAUCCAGAGUCGACUAUUGCCUUUCUACCACCGUAUCGCCUCUGCCUGUGCCUUCUUCAGUCUUAUCUUAUUUGAACUGUAUCAUCCCCACCACCAGAUGAGUGACAAGGAGACCUUCCAGAUCUUCAUUUUAUUUGCAUGUGUGAUGGCAGCCACUCUGAAUUCCCACUACUUUGGUGCAAUGACGUGGGAAAUCAUGGCUGACAUGCACCUUAUUGAACAAUCCUGGGGCAUGAGCAAGAACAUCUGGCUCUCAGCCAGCAGCGAGGCCUAUGACAAGCUAUCCCAAUCAAAUUCUGAGUACAAGAGGCUGAGCUACCAGCUGUGGUUCUACCACUGGCUGUCCUCCCUCUGUAACCUCUGCUGCCUCAUUUGCAAUAGCUGUAGCAUGUAUUACCUGGCACAGAAUUUCUGUGCGCUGUGACUUCCAUUCAGUCACGUUCCUAUGGCCUGUCAAUGAAAGUCCAACUACCAUAACAGAAAAAUAUACCGUUGAUGUUUGACAAAUGCAAGAGAAGCUUGUUUGGUCUCUCUAUAUGUCUUAUGUUAUCUAUUGUGCUGUUGAAACAAGUCAAUUCAAAUAACCAGCCUUGACUUUCUUAUUACUAUACUACAAUAAUAGAAAGAUUGUAAGGCUUAGGAAUAUGAUUGGCUUGGCAUGCACCACACCAUCUAGUUGUGAAUGCAAUAUUACGUUUGUAUUUUAAAAUAAAUAAUAAAAGAUUACCUUAUUGAAACGGGUGA